Messenger RNA from Tyto alba (common barn owl), 4460 nucleotides. RefSeq names its product ADAM metallopeptidase domain 9 (gene ADAM9). Lineage: Eukaryota; Metazoa; Chordata; Aves; Strigiformes; Tytonidae. The record is from RefSeq and is a predicted model, not a curated record. Gene Ontology annotation, cellular component: plasma membrane. Gene Ontology annotation, biological process: transforming growth factor beta receptor signaling pathway; cell-cell adhesion mediated by integrin; membrane protein ectodomain proteolysis. Gene Ontology annotation, molecular function: metalloendopeptidase activity; integrin binding. The transcript has 23 exons. Bases 106 to 2757 code for a protein of 883 amino acids.
CCCGCCCCGGGGCGGCGGCAGGGCGGCGCGGCGCAGGCCCCGGCCCGGCUCCAUAAGGCCGCGGGGCCGGCGGCCGGACCCAGCGGCCCGAGCCGGGAAGGGGCGAUGCGGCCGCGGAGCGCCAUGGCCUGGGCCCGGGCGGCGAGCAGCUGCCUCUGCCUCCUGCUGCUGGCCGCGCCCGGGCAGCCGGGCCGCGCGGGUUUCCAGCAGGUUUCUCUGUUGUCUUCCUAUGAAGUUAUAAUCCCACAGAGGUUAGGAAGAGAACGGCGAGAGGCUUCCAAUGUCUCCUCAGUACAGGACAAGGUGUCAUACGCUAUUGAGAUAGAGGGAAAAGAACACACGAUUCAUCUAGAAAAGAACAAAGAACUAUUGCCCAAAGAUUUCACAGUUUAUACCUAUAAUAAGGAGGGAAAGUUGCAAUCUGAAUAUCCAGAUGUCCAGGAUCACUGCCAUUAUCAGGGAUACGUGGAGGGGACCCUGGAUUCUGUGGUCGCUGUCAGCACUUGCUCGGGGCUCAGGGGUUUGGUGACAAUAGGGAACAUCACCUAUGGAAUUGAGCCCAUGGAUUCCUCUUCUGGCUCUAAACACAUUUUAUAUCGAUUGGAUAAUGUGAAGAAAGAGCCCACGGUGUGUGGAGUAACCACCGAAGACCAUGAAAGGGAACACACAGAGGAAAAUCACCAUCCCACUAUGACUCAGCUGCUGCGAAGAAAGAGGGCGGUCCUACAUCAAACAAGAUACGUGGAGCUGUUCAUAGUUGUAGACAAAGAAAAGUUUGAAGAUUUUGGGAAGAGCGAAACAGAAGUAAGAGAGCACAUGGUGCAACUGGCAAACUUCCUUGACAGUAUGUACAUUAUGUUGAACAUCCGCGUUGUGCUGGUUGGUCUAGAGAUUUGGAAGUAUGAAAACAUAAUCAGCACAGACGGAGGUGCCGGUGAUGUGCUGGCAAACUUUGUACAGUGGCGAGAGAAGAAUCUUGUUUUGCGCCGGAGACAUGACAGUGCCCAGUUUGUUCUGAAAAAGGGGUUUGGUGGCACAGCUGGAAUGGCCUAUGUUGGAACAGUGUGCUCCAAGAGCCACGCAGGAGGCAUUAAUGUGUUUGGAAGAAUCAGUAUACAGAUGUUUGCAUCAAUUAUGGCUCAUGAACUUGGACACAACCUGGGGAUGAACCACGAUGAUGAUCGUGUCUGUCACUGCGGAGCAAGCAGUUGCAUUAUGAGCUCUGGAGCAUCGGGCUCAAGGAACUUCAGCAGCUGCAGUGCAGAAGACUUUGAGAAGCUAACUCUCAACAAAGGUGGAAGCUGCCUGCUCAACGUUCCCAAGCCUGAUGAAACCUACAGCGUCCCGUACUGUGGGAACAGGCUGGUGGAUGCUGGGGAGGAGUGUGACUGUGGUUCCCCAAAGGAAUGUGAGAGUGAUCCUUGCUGUGAACCAGGUGCUUGCAGACUCCGAUCCGGUGCUGAAUGUGCUUAUGGUGACUGCUGUAAAAACUGCCGGCUCCUUCCUGGAGGAACUGAGUGUCGGGCGAGUAGCAACGAGUGUGACCUUCCAGAGUACUGCAAUGGCACGUCCCAGUUCUGCCAGCCAGACUUCACGGUUCAGAACGGUCACCCGUGCCACAACGAGGAAGCCUACUGUUACAACGGCGUCUGCCAGUACUACGACGCGCAGUGUCAGGAUAUCUUUGGCUCGAAAGCCAAAGCAGCCCCCAACAUUUGUUUUGCUGAAGUGAAUUCCAAGGGUGACCGAUUUGGCAACUGUGGUUUCCAUGGCCAUGACUACAAGAAAUGUUCCAGCUGGAACGCCAUGUGUGGGAAGCUGCAAUGUGAAAAUGUGAAAACUAUGCCUGUUUUUGGAAUUAAGCCUGCUAUUAUCCAAACUCCCAUUGGAGGCACCACGUGCUGGGGUGUAGAUUUCCAGCUAGGCUCUGAUAUCCCAGAUCCAGGAAUGGUGAAUGAAGGCACCAAAUGUGAUACUGGAAAGAUCUGCCGGCACUUCCAGUGCGUGAGUGCCUCCGUCCUGAACUACGACUGCGACGUGGAGAGGCAGUGUCACGGCCACGGGGUGUGCAACAACAACAGGAACUGUCACUGUGAAGCAGGCUGGGCCCCUCCUUACUGCGACGUGACGGGCUACGGCGGGAGCCUGGACAGCGGCCCGCCUUACAACGACAGAAUGCUUUGUUUGGCAGUAAAUACCAAUGGAGUCCCUGACCCAAACAACUUACAGUAUGGAAGAGAAGUACGCAGUAAAGAAGCAGGGAGAUACAGAAACAAAGACACCUCACUGAGAAAUGGGCUACUGGUAUUUUUUUUCCUGGUCCUCGCCCUCCUUAUAGCGACUGCUCUGGCAUUUGCAAAAAGAGACAAGCUGAAGCGAUGCUGUAGAAGAUUAAUGUCACACUGCCAUUCGUCAGUUCCGUCACCACCUCCUAGAACAGAAACCGAACCGAGAGACUACCACCAGAGAGGCUUUUCACACGGCAUGCCUUAUGCUGCAAGAGGGGUUCCCAUGGAUAUGGAACCAAAUACCUUUCCUGUGCCGUCUUACCCAGUUAACCAGCAUCCUCAGCAGGCUUAUCACCAGUUUUACUACCCGUCUCCGCAGUACCAGGCACAGCAGCCACAGAAGCUGCCGACAAGGCCCCCGCCUCCCCAGCAGAAGUGUGCACCUCAGGGACCUCCUCCUCCACAGCAGAAACGUUUACCUCAGGGACACUAUUUUCCUUCUCGACCGGCACCUUUGCCUCCCAAAUAGCUUUUGGCUUCUUGGGGCCUUGGCGUGAGCUGACCAGUUCACUGAGGCAGAGCUGAAAUUGCAGUUACCCUCCUUGCAUUGAGCGGCCCGCGGCGGUCCCGGGAAGCCUGCCUCCUGCAGCCUGGGAUAAGGCGAAUGAUACUGAAACGCGGAAUGUAAAACUUCAAACUAAAUACCUCUACCAAAGCUACAGGAACCGAAAACAUCUGACCCGUUUGUAGAUCUGAGUAUUGUGGCUUUGUAAACUGCAGCAGGGCUGGCCAGCUGGAAGUGGAGCAGCCUGCAGUGAAAUAAUCUCGGAAGUACAGCACUUGGGAGUUGCUUUUGGUUUCCCGAUUUCUGCGAUCAGCCCUGAUCAUGAAAUUGUCUGAUUUGUUGUCAUCUUUCUAAAUGUACAGCGAAGAAUUGACGUACCCCCUAUCGUUCUCAAAACAAGGAAAUCUGGCCAAUUUAAAAUUAUUUUGCAUGGACUGGAAAAUGUUACCCAUUUACACAUUAAUGGCACAAAUGAAACAAGGUAUCAGCGUACCUUUUCAGAGGAAGAUAAAUCUAUUGUAAACAUGUUUAUGCAUGUAUAUAUGUUUAUUGACGUGUAAUAAUGCACUUAAAUACUUUCAUGCUGACUGACACUGAGCUGUGCUACACGAGCACUAGAGUUAAUGGUUUUAAGUUAGUACUCGUGACUUGUUAAAUGAGAAUCCUGUACUAAUUUCCACUAAUACCAUGAACGGGCAAUGAAAAUGAAGGUACGAAAAGACAUGCCCAUAUUUUGGUUUUAAAAACCUCGAGCUUUUAAUUUGGGUCUAAAACUGAGUAGCAGUCCCUGCAGAACACCAAGAAGCAAAAACUGUUGAUCUGCCUAGACCCCCCCCGGGCCGCCCUGGGCCCAGGACCCUGCUGCCUGGUGCGGCCCUUCCACCCGCAUCGCUGCCAGCCGAUGCUGCCGGGGACCUUGCGUUAGCUUGGGCUGGCCUCCGUUUCUACACCCCUGACUGAACUCGGGUUUAAAACCCUUUCUGAAAAGGAGCGUUCAGCAUUUGGCGUGCUGGCCGAGGAGGGAUCUGUUAGUCGUGAGAUCCUUGUGCCGUGGGUAGAAACUGGGCGGUGGUGGUCGCGAAUAGAAAUCUGUUGCACAAGCUUGCUAGAAGUGAAAUAAGUACUGAAAAGAGUGCUUGGCUUUUUCAGUUUGUGGUAGCCACUGAGUACAAACUCAAUCUGUAAAAUCCCCCGUAACAAUGCAAAAAAAAAAUAUAUUUUCCUCUGUACAUACAUAUAUAAAUAUAUAUAUAUAUAUAUAUAUAUAUAUAUAUAGUGUUUGCAUUUGCAGUAAUAAAAUACUUGAACUCCUGUGGCUUCCCAUAAACUUAGACUAAGAUUUAUAACACUAUUAAAAUAUGUAAAACGUCACCUAGCAUAUCACCAGAUGUUUUUGUGGGGGUCUUCUGUUUGUUCCAAGAUAAUCACUUCCUAAUUUUUGUUGUGUUCUACUCCUUUGGGCUGUCUGUCUGUCUGUCUGUGCCGAUUUGCUCCGCAGCUGAACGCGCAGAUGUCGGCGGGAGCGUCUCGGCGGGGGGGGUCCGGGGGGGGUCCGGGGGGUGAGGUCACCCAGGAGAAAGACUCGGUUGUGUUUGAAGCUGUAUGCGUGAACUAAAACUGUGCUGAAAACGGUGCCUUUUACUAGAUAAAGAGUUUUUAUACUUGCA